Molecule: messenger RNA, 2287 nt
Organism: Xyrauchen texanus (razorback sucker)
Lineage: Eukaryota; Metazoa; Chordata; Actinopteri; Cypriniformes; Catostomidae
Product: V-type proton ATPase subunit S1-like
Exons: 10
Coding region: 72-1430 (452 amino acids)
Cellular component (GO): proton-transporting V-type ATPase complex
Source: RefSeq, a predicted model, not a curated record
UGCUGGUGAUAACGUUACUGCUCGUCGCGCGGAAGAUUGCCGCUGUGAGGACGCUCUCCGUUAAGGGCAGGAUGAAUUUGCUUGCGUUUGUGUGUGUGCUCGCCGCGGUGCAGGGUGAUGAGCAGGUGCCUCUGGUGGCGUGGGCGAGUGACGGGUUUGUCCUGUCUCCUGUGAAUGCUCCUUCAGCGGGUCACACAGUGUCAGUGGAUGAGCUGGAGUCAUAUCUGAACAGAGCUAUGAGCACUACACCACAUAACCUGCUGCUCUUCCUGCAGGAUAAAUUGAGUGUCGAUGAUUUCACGAUGUAUGGAGGAGUAUUCGGUAACAAACAGGACAGCGUCUUCCACAAUCUUGGGGCAGCUCUGCGCUCCUCCUCUUCAUUAUGGCUGCCAUCUGUGUCAUCGUCUGGCACUGCUUCAGUUUCUACUCUGCUUCAGAAUCAGAUUGAUACAGCUCCUCUCUAUAUGAACCCAGAAACUCUCGCUCAACUGCGCCUCAAUGCGUCUGUCACCACCCUGCUGGUGUUCCACCUCCCGAACAGCGGCGGGCUUGAUAUAUCUGCUAAAGAGGUGCUCAGUGGAAACGAUGAGGUGAUUGGUCAGGUGCUGAGCAUAAUGAAGGCUCAGUCUGUGCCUUAUACUGCUGUGUUCACUGCACUCCGACCCUCACGAGUGAUAGAGGCAUCUCCUGCAGUACACUCUGUUGGCUCACGCUCCCUCCUGCAGUCUCGGCGCGGGGAGCCUCCUGCUCCAUACGCGCCAGUAGAGUUUAAGGAGAAGGGCUCCACCUGCAUCCUCUUGUGGGCGGAGAAAAUGGUGGUCAGCCAGUUUCAGUCAGGAAAGUGGGAGAGACACGACCUCACCUCCCAAACCUUUGGUGAAGGAGUGAUGCCUGACCUGACUGGAUCCUCAUGCAACGAGACUCACUCUCGGCUGGUCCUGAACUAUGUGGAUGUCCUGAAUUUCCGUUCUUUCAAGUUCAUUUUUGUCAUGAAUCAGCGUCACUAUAAGGUUUCGGCUCGCCGCUGGUUCACCAUGGACGUAGUUCAGUUGGAGUAUGAUGGUAAAAAGGCCUCAUUCAAUGCCAGCCGUCACAUCUACGCUCCAGCGGAGUACUCGUACCGAUGCGAGUCCGUCAGCAGCUCCCGCUACCCUCAGUUCUCUCCACACUCAUCCAAAGACAACGCCAAUGAGUGGCACAUCUCAUUUGAUGACUUCCAGAUCCAGGGCUUUAACGUGGCCGGGAAGGAUUUCUCUUACGCCAAUGACUGUGCUGGCUUCUUCACUCCUGGUAUCUGGAUGGGGUUGGUGACGUCUCUGCUCAUGGUGCUGGUUCUCGCCUAUGGCCUGCAGAUGAUCAUGCAGCUCCACACCAUGGACCGCUUUGAUGACCCCAAGGGUCCUGCCAUCUCUGUGCCCCAGACUGAGUGAAACACUAAGAGCCAGUUUACUUUCUCAACUUCACAGCAUCUGUGUUUGCUUGGGUGAAAGAAUGUGUUGAUCUGUACUUGUUUUGUGUGUCGAGGUGCUACUGAUUCUUGCAGUGAUAAUCAUUCCAUGAAGCAGCAUGUUUAUGACUGAAUCUCACUACAGCAUGAUAUUUCACCCAAAAAUCUAUAAUAUUUUGGACUAAUGCAGUGUGUAUAUAUUUCAGUUCUCAUAAGAACUAUACUUUCCCAGAAAUGUAAACACAGGAUUUUUUUGCACUGAAUUUGCACUGUCUUUUUGAAAUGUGAAUUAGUUUUUUGUUGUUUUGUAAUGGGUUUUUGUCAUUAGAGGCUUAAGCCAAUAAUUGUAAAUGUAAAAAACAUUUGCCAUUUAAAAUAAGUCUUUGCAAAUCUGCAUGUUAUGAAUUGCUACAAUAGAGAUACAUUAAUGUUGAGUGUGCUGUAAUUGUAAAUAUUAAUAUAAUUGUUGUACAAGUUAUUAGAUGAAAUUUAAUUUGUGGUGUUUAUGACUAUAUUAUUUGUUUGAGUGUACCUGCUGUAGUCCAGUGUUUAUAGUUGAUUCCUGUCUGAGUUUUGUGAGAAUUGGUGUUAUAUGACCACAUAUGGAUGGGGGAAAUAUGGAAGUAUGGAUCUUGCUUACUGAAACAUUGUUGUGCACUGUAUGUAAAUGCAUUAACCAAGAGAAAAGCUGGGGUUUUCCCCCUCUAAAUAACCAAUCCAAAAGUAUGUAUUGUUGACGUUUAUUGCGGUGAAUCAGUUUCUUGCAUGUGUCAUAAUUGGUAUAUAAUAAUAAAAUAAGAAAGCCUGAAGGGCUAGAAACCUAUUGUUUUUGCUAGGAUU